Messenger RNA from Pararge aegeria (speckled wood butterfly), 1480 nucleotides. RefSeq lists its product as uncharacterized. The record is from RefSeq and is a predicted model, not a curated record. Bases 149 to 1480 code for a protein of 443 amino acids. NCBI's taxonomy places the organism in Eukaryota, Metazoa, Arthropoda, Insecta, Lepidoptera, Nymphalidae. The transcript is spliced from 14 exons.
UCAAUGUGUAAUUUUUUUGUGUUUUUAAAACCUUUUCUUUAAAUUCAGCAAAACCGAGUGACCGCCUACACCACAAUGCUUAGAAAUUAAAAUCACCAGGAUGCUUAGAAAUUAAAAUAAAAACCCACAAACCUGGGGCGUUACUGUAAUGCACAAUCAACAUUUAAAACAGUAUACGGAUCAUCGCAUUUCUGAUAUGAAAUUAACGAGCAGUGCAUCAGACCAGAAUGUUUUCUUCACUUAUGUAUGCCUAGUCAAUGAAGUAAAACCAUCCUUGAGUAGAAACGUUGAUAUGAACUCGCCAGACCGAGAUCUAUUACGAACAUCAAUUCAUAUUAUGCAUCAGAAUGCUGAUGAAAACAUUCAGGAGAAGUCAAUCCAACUGGAAAGGUCGAAAGCACUCCACGAGCUAGUUGAGUCGCCUAAACACGAUCAUGAUGAUCUGGUUACUACAGACCACGCAUGCAUACAAGCAUUGCAACAGAACGAUAAACCAAUAGAUGAAGAUAGUAAAUCAGACACUGAAGAAAAUAAUCAUUAUGUAAAUCCAAAGAAACUUCAAUUAACAAAAAUGAAAUGGUUAACGGAAGGUCGUGCAGAAUCCCCGGACUCUAGUUCUCCGUAUCUAACGCCGGACAACUCAAUGAGCUCGAUAAAUAGCGGAGAAUUUGACGACAUAGUCGGCACCCAACAAAGUUACGGAGAAAAAUGUUUAUCGACUAUACUGCAGCUUGAUCGAGAGCACAAUAUGUUUGGGUUAUCAAAUAUUGCCAUCGUUGGGAAGACCAAGUCAAAGAAAACACGUAAAGAAGAUAAUGGGCCUGUAUUCCCACAAACAACAAUAAUCCAGAUUUGUUGUGGAAGAAGUUGCUGUAAGCACAAGAGUAACACUGAUCUGCCGGCUUCACUCAAGUGCGGUGGUUGUCAAGGUUGCUGCAAUGAUCCAUGUUGCACAGUUAGUACGGGAAAGUGUGAUGAUCUUCCCCCGUCUGGUCCAUCACUUUGCUCCCAAUGCCCACGAGGAAAACCUACUUGCAAGACUCCAUGUGCACCCUCAAAGUGCAGCAUUGACUGCAAUACUUGUUAUGGAUUGAAGAUCUCGUUUAAAAGGAAACCGAAAUUCGAUCCAUCUCCCAAUGAACUCACACCGAGAUCGAGUUGCAUUUUGCAAAAACCAAUGGCAGCCCGCUCGUGCCACCACCUACCCCAAUGCAUCCCACCGACUUCCUGUUUCCCCUACCUAAUGCCGUGCUACUGGCCAGCUCGGGCUGGGGCGCCUUGCAAUAACCCAUCUCAAUGCUUUCAUAACCCUCCGUGUCGACCGCCGAGGAAGAGAAAGUUGUAUAUUCCCCCUGAAGAAGUAUGCCCUAAAUUAGGUAAAUGCGAAACUAAAGACACAAAAUGUAGCAAUCAAGCUUGCCCUGGGCAAAAUCCAAUAAUGAAAUCAGCUAUCGAAAGCAGAUUCGGAGGGAAAAAUUAA